UGGUUUGCCGUCGGCAUGUGGCGGAGUGUUGCGCGCAGUCUGUUGUGGCGGCGGCUGCAGCAGCAGCAGCAGAGGUGGAGGCCGCGCGCCUCGUCUUCGCCGCUCGCCGUUGCCCUCGCGCCGGGGCGGUGGGAGGCGAGGGCGCCUCGGCGCCCCUCCAGCAGCCAGGCUGGCUUGCGCGAGCUGUUCGAGCUGCCGGCGCUGCAGCGCUUUCUGGAGCGGCAGCAGCAGGAGCCGGGGCUGCUUCGCGGGGCUUCCUGGCCGGACUUGGCAGCGCGGAUUCGCCUCCUGCGGGAGAAGGAGCAGGAGCUGCGCGACACGGAGCGCCUGGCGCAGGAAGAUGAACAUGAAGAUUUGCGGAAGCUAGCGGAAAAAGAAGCUGUUUCCUGUCAGGAAGAGAUAGCAGAUUUGAAACACCAGAUUGUAUUGCUUUUGAUUCCUUCAGAAGAAACAGAUAGAAGUGAUCUCAUCAUGGAAGUGACUGCUGGAGUUGGAGGGCAGGAAGCAAUGCUGUUCACAGCAGAGAUGUUUGAUAUGUAUCAACAGUAUGCUACAUAUAAAAAGUGGAAUUUUGAAGUUCUGGAAUAUGCUUCCAGUGACAUAGGUGGUUUGAGACAUGCAUCUGCUGUUAUAGGAGGCCUCGACACGUAUAAACAGAUGAAGUUUGAAGGGGGUGUACAUCGUGUCCAGAGAGUGCCUAAGACAGAAAAGCAAGGACGCAUUCACACCAGCACAAUGACUGUAGCAAUUUUACCACAACCAGAUGAGAUAAAUUUGACAAUUAAUCCUAAAGACUUGCGUAUUGAAACUAAACGAGCCAGUGGAGCUGGUGGUCAGCAUGUAAAUAAAACAGAUAGCGCUGUACGAAUAGUCCAUAUUCCCACAGGUGUUGUGUCUGAGUGUCAGCAGGAAAGAUCUCAAAUAAAAAAUAAAGAAAAGGCUAUGAAGAUCCUUCGUGCCAAGCUAUACAGUAUCAAACUUGAAGAAGAGACCAGAAAAACAGAAAUUGCUAGAAAGAUUCAGACUGGGUCCAGAGGAAGGUCGGAGAAAAUCAGAACCUACAACUUUCCCCAGGAUCGUGUUACUGAUCACAGAAUAAGCAGAUCAGUGCAUGACAUUGAAAGGUUCAUGUUGGGGGAGGAACUGCUAGAUGACAUGAUAAAGUCCCUAAGAGAAUAUGCUGAUUAUGAGACUGUAUUGGAAGUUAUUUCUGAAAGUGAUCCAACCAGGCUGAGAUGAUCUGCCCCACAGGUACAGAAUGCAACCAACUAGCUUGCUGCAUCUGCUAGCUUUGGACCUACCUGACAUUGAAAUCUCUCUCUUUCUGUGAAAAAGGGUGAAGUUAGCAUUAUUCUCAAAUUGCUUCUUGAAGCAGACAGCUAUGAUGGUGCUAAGCAAAUUGACACUUGAGACAGAUUUUUGAAUGGAUGCUGGUGCUGUACUCUUCAGAGGUGGGCAAGAAAUUGAGAACACACUGUCAAUGAAUAGCUUUUUUACAGCGAAAAUCAUUCAGUGCAAUAAGAAAGCUAACAUGAUGUUUUAAGUUAUUACAAUGUUGAUACCUUAAUCUAAAACCUGGAAGAAAUUCUAUUGUUUUCAGUGGCACUUGGAUUUGUCACCACAUGUAAAUUUGAAUUUAUUUAUCGUGACAUUGUUAGAAAAUUAUACAUAAGAUUCUAACAGCUGUGUUGCCAGAGCAAGUCAGAGGAUUGGGCUUUUACUGGCUGCCCCUCUGUUAUGCUAAAUGCAACUUCUUUAAAAUCUGAGCCUACUUGUGUUGAAUCCUUUGGCCCAGUUAUGCACAUGUAUCCCAUGAGUAAAGAGAACACUGUUACACUUUC
Podarcis muralis (Common wall lizard) is the source of this 1841-nucleotide messenger RNA. RefSeq names its product mitochondrial translation release factor 1 like (gene MTRF1L). Gene Ontology annotation, molecular function: translation release factor activity. The record is from RefSeq and is a predicted model, not a curated record. NCBI's taxonomy places the organism in Eukaryota, Metazoa, Chordata, Lepidosauria, Squamata, Lacertidae. Gene Ontology annotation, biological process: mitochondrial translational termination. Gene Ontology annotation, cellular component: mitochondrion.